CGGGCGCUGCGCGGGGCGCGGGCCCCGCCGCGGGGGCUGCUCUACGGGCGGCACGGGGAGCCGGCGGCCGUGCUGCAACUAAAAGACCUAGAGGUGGCCGAGCUGGGGGAUUCUGAUGUUCACGUCAAGAUGUUAGCAGCCCCUAUCAAUCCAGCAGACAUCAAUAUGAUCCAAGGGACAUACGCCAUCCUCUCUGAGCUGCCGGCAGUUGGAGGCAAUGAAGGCGUUGGCCAAGUGGUGGAGGUUGGCAGUUGCGUGACAUCCAUGAAACCUGGCGACUGGGUGAUUCCAGCGGAUGCCGGACUCGGGACUUGGCGGACGGAAGCAGUGUUCCCUGAAAAGACCCUGCUCCGAGUGCCCAGUGACAUCCCCGUGCUCUGCGCCGCCACGCUGAGUGUCAACCCCUGCACGGCAUACAGGAUGUUGGUCGACUUCGAGACCCUGAGGCCAGGUGACUCUGUCAUCCAGAAUGCUGCCAACAGUGGUGUGGGCCAGGCCGUGAUCCAGAUCGCAAAAGCCUCCGGCAUCAAGACCAUCAAUGUGGUCAGAGACAGACCCGAUCUCCCAAAACUGGUGGAGAGACUGAUGUCCCUUGGUGCAGACCACGUCAUCACAGAAGAGAUGCUGAGAAAGCCAGACAUGAAGGACAUAUUUAAGAACAUCCCAAAGCCUCGGCUUGCCCUGAACUGUGUUGGAGGGAAAAGCGCUACUGAGAUGCUGCGGCACUUGCAACACAAAGGGACCAUGGUUACCUACGGAGGAAUGGCAAAGCAGCCUGUGACAGUCCCUGUGAGCGCAUUCAUCUUCAAGGAUGUGAAGCUCCGUGGAUUCUGGAUGACCCAAUGGAAGAAAGACCAAAUGCACAACAAGGACAGCCUGAAGAGCAUGGUACAGAGCUUGUGCGAGCUCAUUCAAAAAGGGCAGCUCACCAUGCCAGCAUGCACAGAGGUCCCACUUGAGGACUACAGGACAGCCCUGGAGGCCUCCAUGAAGCCAUUCACAUCAUCUAAACAGAUACUUGUCCUGUGACUCCCUGAGCCGAGGGAGGGCUCAGGUGUAGCAGUAGGCUGAACUGCUGGUGCUUCCCAUCACACUGGACCCUGCAGCUGGAUCCCAGCUGGCUUGAAAACAUUUCCUUUGCUGUGUUGUCUGUGGAGGAAGGUACCAAGGGGAAAAAAAAUAACUGUAGAACCAUCCAUUUUUUGCCCACUUAGUUUUAAAAGCCUCUGCAACUUUACAUACAUGGCACUAUGAGAGCAGUUUUAAUUGCUUUUGGAGAGAGAUUCUAAACUUGCUUUAGCUUAGAUUAGUUUCAUUGCAUUGGAAAGCUCAGGGUGUUGAGGCAGCUGCUACAGGAAUCUCAGAUUGGGGUGAUGGCAGGUGAUCAGUCAGCCAGGGAUAUAAGGAGCCAAAGUUCCCAGCUGGGUGCGUUUGGGGAACAAGAAGAGCACUGGGUUUGUUCUACUGCCUGGGAUGGCUGAUUGCUGCCUUCUGCCUCAUUUACUAGCUCUAACCUUCAUUCUGCUGUUUGUGUUGCCAGACAUCACCUCCAGGUGAUUCAGGCUAUUCUCAGGUCGUUUUGCAGGAAAGCGCACGGCUGGUCGCUGCCUGCCUCUGAGCCAGCACCUGCAGAGCCAAAUCUCCUGCUGCUAAAGGUGCUCUUGCUCUUGGCCACCCCUCAACCUGCAGAGCUGAGGAACUCCCGUCCCUGCUGUGAUAUUGGCUCCUUGCUAAACGCCACUCUGCUGUGCUGCAGUUCCAACCAGCGCUCACUCCAGGAAGGCAACAGGUGUCCAGACAGAGCAACACAAGACCCUUCUCGACCAGUGGCUGCUGGCUGGUCCGUACCCUGGGAACAGGCACCACUGGCACAAGUGGGAUGAUAGAAUGAUAUUGAGGUGUUAGCAAUACAUGCCUGUGUGUUGCUUUGAUCAAGUUGUCAUCACAGAUUAAAUGCAACAAGACAGAAGAUCGGAUGUGAAUGUGAACUUUAAAGUGCUGGCUGAGGAUUACAGGGUCAUCCAGUGCCAGCAGGCUGCUCUGCUAACACAGCCCCUCCUAGCUUGCGAAUGUGAACCACACUCCUCCAGGUGUUUCCUCAGCCGCCUCUGCCAGGAGCAGUAGCUUCAUCUUUGCCAGCCUUGAGGUCAAACUGCCAAGUCAGACGGAUGCCAGGAGAGGCACUUUCCUGAAAGCAUUGCACCUUCCCCAGGGAGGACAAGCUGGGGUGCGACAGGGCAGGCAGUGCUCAGCCCAUGGGGUCAGUCACUCUGAGAUGGAUGAGCCAGAGUGGGGACAAACGGAGCAGGUGAGGAGGUGUCCAGUGCAAACCAUGAGGACGAGCCCACUCCCUGGAGGAGAGGAAGGCAUGUGUAAGGCCAAGUGACCAUUGCAGCACUAUUGAACAUUGAAGCACAUUGCAGGGGUCGGGAGCCAGGUCAGCUGGUGCAGACUACCCUGGGCAGGCUAGGUCUGCAGCGUUUGCCCAGAGAAAAAGGCUGGAAAAAGGGCGGAGAAACAGGCAGAAAGACUUACCAAGUGCCAGCCACCACUGCCACACCAGCGGGAACUGUCCCAUCACUGCAAGACAGAGCAGACAUCUCAGGGAGCGCCCUAACUCUCGUGGCCCUGCAUUCAAGCCAGGGACAGGACUCGCCUCUUCGCUUGCAGCUGAAUUUCCCCAGUGCUUUGGCCCUGGGUGCUGGGUCCAAAACCUCAGCGGGAGACCAGCUGCCUGUGUUGCGCUUGUUUGGCAUCUCAAAUGCAUGUAGGAAGAGGGGUGGCUUUUUGCAGUACCUUGACCUGAAUUCAUUUUUGCUGCUGUUACUAUACUACUGGCACUAUGAUUGUGAGAUCUGCAGAGAAAUCUCUUUGAAAUCAAUGUUUAACUUUUUUUUAAAGAUGCUGCCAAUAAAUUUUUCUGUGAUCAGAGCAAAA
This is a messenger RNA of Rhea pennata, 2937 nucleotides long. RefSeq names its product mitochondrial trans-2-enoyl-CoA reductase (gene MECR). NCBI's taxonomy places the organism in Eukaryota, Metazoa, Chordata, Aves, Rheiformes, Rheidae. Bases 130 to 1029 code for a protein of 299 amino acids. Gene Ontology annotation, molecular function: trans-2-enoyl-CoA reductase (NADPH) activity. The transcript is spliced from 10 exons. Gene Ontology annotation, cellular component: mitochondrion. Gene Ontology annotation, biological process: fatty acid metabolic process. The record is from RefSeq and is a predicted model, not a curated record.